AUGUUCUUCACCAAGCCAGAUCUUACUUCUGGCUCUCGACCAGCGCUCCUACCGGAUGAGACUCUCCUGUUCGUACAAGAUAGCGUGGGUCUUUACGAAGGCAAGUACAAGAUCGCAGCAUGUCAGAAGGGCCAUGCUUAUCUAACAUCACACCGAGUCUGCUAUGUUGACGAUGAGGAUCCUCGCAACCACUCUCUGGCGGUCGACUUGAAAGAUGUUGAGCGUCAUGAAUUUCAAGCGGGAUUCUUGAGAUCUUCGGCAAAGAUCACUCUGCAUCCUAAACCUCUCAAGCGUGGCUACGGUAGCUUGCGCCAACCUGUCAGUGCCAUUUCGCCUGCCCUUCAAAGGAUAUCUUCGGCAUCGUCACCAGUGUCAAGAGCACCGAGUCCAUUUCCCGAUGGUCCAGCUCGAGUCGCUUCUCCUCAACUAGAUAGGGGCACCUGGAUCUGUUCAAUUUGUACCUUUCCUAACCCCGUCCCAUCAAAUUUCGACCCAACGAUAGCCACGGAAGCUUUCCCACUUCCGCCGUGUCUCACUUGCGGGAUCAAGCCAGAAUUUGCUCAUGUACUGAAAGCCGCUAUCGCUGCCAACGCUAAACGAGCAUCUGCGGGCUCAAGCACGACAGAUCCGCCUCCUGCUUCGAGCAAGGCUCCGCGUGUGAGCACAGCCGAAUCGAAAUCCAUCACGUGUCCUCGCUGUACGUUCCAUAAUCAUCCCUCAUUAUUAAAUUGCGAGAUAUGUGGAGCGGAUCUGCCCCGACUAGCUUCUACCACAGCUUCUGCGCCGCCAGAACGCCCUGCCUCCCCAGGCCCGGAAAUCGCCAAUCUCAACCUCGACGAAGAUCACAGCAGUCAGAGCAUCAAGUUCUCAUUCAGAACCGGAGGAGAUAGGGUCUUUCUGGAAAAGCUGAAGAGCGCUUUGGUCCAGCGGAAAUGGUUGCUUGAACAAGCUCCGCCAGUCCCGCGACCCGAUCAAGACACACGCUCGAGCACUCCAGACGUCACCGCCUCUCCAGCCAGUCGGCCUCAAUCCACAUCCGUGGGUAUCGCGGGCCUCGAGCAGCGAGGACUGCAGAGCAGGCGGAACAAUGAGGCCGUACUUGGCUCUGCAUUUGGAGAUCUCGAGGCGCUCAUGGCUUCUGCCAAGGACAUCGUUGCCCUGGCGGAGAAAUUUGCACAAGAUUCUGGCAGUGGUGGGUCAAAUCCGCUGCUCUCCGAGAGCGCCACAGCGAUGGGCAUGGUCACCACCAGAGAUAUUUCAGGAGACAGCUCAAAUACAUUGUACAUAAACGAGCUGUCCCGGAACCUGGCUGAGUAUGUAUCAGAUGAGCGCAGAGGCAUACUGCGUACAAACGGCGGCAUUGUAAGUCUGGUUGACUUGUGGGCUAUGGUAAACCGAGCACGUAACGGUGUAGAGCUGAUCAGUCCUGGCGACUUCCACCAGGCUGCAGUCGCCUGGGAGCGCCUGAAUCUGCCUGUCCGUCUACGUGAGUUUCGAAGUGGGCUCCUUGUUGUGCAACCAAAAGACUGGACGGAUGAAAGGGUGCUCAGUCAGAUCACAGGUUGGCUUAGAUCGUUGCAACAAUCGCCUCCAGAAGAGCCGCCCGCGUGGGAUUGGGCGGUCUUCGGCUGCGGUGUGACUGCACAAGAAGCAGCUUCACGCUUUGGCUGGAGCAUUGGAGUAGCCACCGAGGAGCUGGAGAUGGUCGAGGAGAAAGGCGUCGUUUGUCGUGAAGAAGGCAUCGAAGGGCUGAAGUUUUGGCUCAACCUUUUUGUUGAUGGAAAUGAUGAGGAAGACUGA
This is a messenger RNA of Cyphellophora europaea CBS 101466, 1800 nucleotides long. RefSeq lists its product as uncharacterized. Gene Ontology annotation, cellular component: late endosome membrane; ESCRT II complex. Lineage: Eukaryota; Fungi; Ascomycota; Eurotiomycetes; Chaetothyriales; Cyphellophoraceae. The transcript has 2 exons. Gene Ontology annotation, biological process: protein transport to vacuole involved in ubiquitin-dependent protein catabolic process via the multivesicular body sorting pathway. Bases 1 to 1800 code for a protein of 599 amino acids. Gene Ontology annotation, molecular function: phosphatidylinositol-3-phosphate binding; ubiquitin binding. The record is from RefSeq and is a predicted model, not a curated record.